This is a messenger RNA of Helianthus annuus (common sunflower), 1908 nucleotides long. RefSeq lists its product as uncharacterized. The transcript has 3 exons. Lineage: Eukaryota; Viridiplantae; Streptophyta; Magnoliopsida; Asterales; Asteraceae. Bases 79 to 486 code for a protein of 135 amino acids. The record is from RefSeq and is a predicted model, not a curated record.
AACCAACCAAUGACGCCAUUUCUAGGGCAACCGUAAACAGUGGAGGGAGGGAGGGAGAGUGAAUCAUAUCUUGUAACGAUGGAGCAUUCAUUGUGGGGGAACUUACCGCUGUUAGUGAGAGCAAAUUCGAAAGAAUCGGUGGAAUACAUACUCCAAACCCUAUGGAAAACUCGCAAAGUUGGUCUCGAUUCAGCCGAUCGUGAUGUCAUCCGUGAUCUGCUUCAGCUUCAGAAUGACGCCGACCUUGAUCCUCUAUUGGUAUGCCUGCGCAUGUUGAUUCGUAAAUGUGUGUGUGAGAAUGCUAAUAAGGAUGAAAUACAGAAGCUGUUCCCUGCUGAAGUUCUGCCUGAGAUACAGAGAUUAUUGACACUUUUGCUCCAGAAGUUCCAUAGGGAGUGGAGGGAAGAUAUAUCCAAGGAUCAGGCCGAUUCUAGCAAUGAGAUUAGAGCUAUCAGGUUCAUGUUCAGCAGGAAAACCAAAGUCUAGAUAAUCGUCCGAAACUCACCGCUCACAUGCUGCCAUCAGAUCUUGCUGGGAAACAGUCUUUUGGUCAUAUCUUUCUUGACUGUCUGCUGGUGUCGUUGCCCAAGUCACCACGACACCACCUUGGUCUUCCAACCAUAUUCUUUUACUAUUAGUUGUCGCUUUUACAACCACCUAGAUAUACGCUCACAACUUCCACAAGUUUGCCCUUAUCCUAUCCGCUACUAACUAUGGUUAUUGGAAAGUCAUUAUUCAAGUAUAAUUACGUGCUUGGAAGGUCUUAAAUUUACCAAUUACCACCAUUGCAAGUCACUUCUCUACAAAAUUUAAUGAACUUCAUGCUUUUCUUAUUGAUCAUGACUACAUGCUUGGAAAACCCUUGCUUAUGGACCAUCCAUUGCUCAAUCCCUUAUCGCUACUACCAGAGAUCCCCACAACUCUUUGGGAUCCAUACCAUCUGCAUCUUCUGGAUUCACCUCACACCAAUCUCAGCUUUUAGCCGCCCAACAUGCUACUCAACUUGGCUUUCAGCUAAUACCUAUUGCUUCAUCCGAUUCACGUGGCAUUUAUAGUACCUGUCAACAAAAAAUAACUGCAACCUGACAACCGUGAACAGGGGAAUAUUCGUAGUGAAAAUUGUGGCCGUGGUGUUGGUUGCAACCAAUUUGUUUGAGUGCCCACUCAAAACAUAAUGUAUUGCACUUGGAAUCGUUGUGAUCCUUCUACUAUUCGUGUUAGGCUAACAAUGAACCUUGUUGACAGUUGUCCCUCAUCAUUCGUUGUGUCCACUUCAUGUUUUCCAAACAUAGGAGCAAACAAUUAUGUCAUGUUGAUUUAGCAAGUUUGGACAACUCAGAGAUAUAUCAUGGUACUGACGCAAUCCAUGUUGAUAUUGGGUAGGGACUCCCUGUCCUUCACAUUGAAUUUACUCACAAUAUAAAACCUUUUUGGUUUAAAAAAAAUUGUCUUGAUAAUAAUGUUUUCGUUAAUUUCACUUGACUUUUUUUACGCACUACCCCAUUAACAUGGUCUCCACUCAAUUCAUCUUCCUGAGCUUCAGUCAGUCACUAACUCCCCCUCUCUUUUGAUCAUGUGUCAUUGUUUAGCAUACAGUCAUUUACAUUAGCGUCUUUUACAUUCUAUACUUUCUAGAUUUUCUCUUCCUUUUACAAUGAAGUCUUUAUCAAUUUUAUGUACUUCUUGUCAAAUGGGAAAAUCCUCAAAACUCUUUUUACAUGUUUCUAUUUGCGCAAUGAUAAUAUUUUAGACUUGGUUCAUUGUGAUGUUUGGGAUUCCGCAAGUAUUUCGUUUUUUGAAGGUCGUCAAUACCUUAUGCUAUGUGUUGGCUACCGUUCUCGAUACAUGUGGAUUUAUUCGUUAGUUCAAAAACUGGAUGUAUGAGUUUGAAGGUAUAACUUAAGAUGG